Epinephelus lanceolatus (giant grouper) is the source of this 2160-nucleotide messenger RNA. It is a transcript of the gene nrg4, whose product is annotated as neuregulin 4. The record is from RefSeq and is a predicted model, not a curated record. Gene Ontology annotation, biological process: positive regulation of mitotic nuclear division; positive regulation of cell population proliferation; epidermal growth factor receptor signaling pathway. NCBI's taxonomy places the organism in Eukaryota, Metazoa, Chordata, Actinopteri, Perciformes, Serranidae. Gene Ontology annotation, molecular function: epidermal growth factor receptor binding; growth factor activity.
CAUGAAAUGACAUCACUUGUGACACACUAACAAAUUACCUGCAAUCACUAGGUAGUAUCCUGACGUUUCGCUUGCCAUUUACAAUGUGGACAAACUGCAAUCACAACAUUUUUUUAGACCAAGGGAGGAACACACCCACAUGACAGCGUCUUCAGAUAUACAACAAAAAGCAGUUAGGAGCUGUUGUGAAGCGUCACUAUGACUCACCUCGGGAACCUGCACUAACUACCAAAAGCUGGGAUUUCACAGCUGGAAGCAGUGAGAAAGACUUUCCAAAUGAUGGCAGAUCAUGGAGACCUCUGUGAUGGGCAGGAUGUGGCCUAUUGCAUGAAUGGAGGGACGUGCUAUAAAAUACCUGCCAUGAAUACACUCUCCUGUGUGUGCAAUGAAAAUUACAAAGGCAGCCGAUGUGAGCAGUUCCAGCUCUUCACCAGUUCCACUGAUGCAGGGCAGGCAGGGUUAAUUGCAGCCGUGGUCAUUGUUGCCCUAUUCGUCUUAGUGGUGCUGGCGGUUGUUAUCUACUACAUAUACAAGAUGCUGAAAGCCAGGCAACAGAGCCAACAGAACAAUCAGCAACAGUAUUGGAGAGUAAAACCAAGAGUAUGACCCUUCUCCUGAUGUAAACUUGUUUUUCUUUUGGCUGUGUGCGGAGUGGGACGAUGAAAGAAUUCUCAGAGAUGAGUGUCACUUGUGUUGUUGGAUGUGGCACUGUUUUGGGUGUGACUAUGAACAACCUAUAGACAGGGAGGAAAACUGUUGUAUUGACCUUUAAGGGGAACUAAUGUAUUUUCAGCCUGGGCUGUAUUUUCCCAUGUUUCUGUGUCUAAGUCACUAAUGGAGACAACAUUUUUUAAAUAUGGUCUACUAUUGAGAGAGACCGCUGCAAAAGAGGCUGCAAUGUCAAUUUUUGUCCACUAAAAGUGUUUGUUUUUGCCACUGACAGGCUCAGAUUGUUAUCAAAAGUGUCUGGCAACUUAAAGCAAAGGACCCUGUGGAAAAAAGGAAAUAUUUUUCCUUACUUUUCACUGGUAGCGCUCUGAAAUCUCGCGAGAGGUGACUUGUUGCAGGAAAAACAAAAGUGGAGGGUUAGUGAAAGUCGUAGAGAGGAGUGCCAGGAAGAGUUUCUUGUGUUGGAGAACAGAAAGUGUUGCUUAGUGUUAUGUAAAAUAUUUUCAGUAUCAUGGCUGAAUAUUAAGCGGAUUUUGACAAUGUGGAAAAAGCGAGAUUUCUCCUUGGUUACAUGCAGUUCGUACUUAGGAAACCUUUCCAUUUUUCUGUAGGGUAUUUUCCAUAAUGUUGUCAGACACUUAAAAUAACAAUCUGAACCUGUCUGCGCUUUGAAUGGGAUUACAAUGCAGCCUCUUAAGGCUGGAACUUCCUGUCUCAAUAGUGGGCCAAUUCCAAAAAUUGUUGUCUCCAUUUGUCACAAUCAGACACAAAAACAAAGGGGGCCAGGUUGAGAAUACCAAAGUUUCCCUCUAACUAAAGCCAAAGCAGGUGAACAGCUGAUUAAUCGUCUCAUGAGAUUUCUGGAGUCCGUGCUAUUUGCUACAGAAAGGUUUAAUUCAUUUACACACACAUACACAAACACACACAUACACACGCACACACACACCGACACACACACACAGACACACACACACACACACACACACACACACACACACACAGGGUGUGAAACAAGUGUGAGUGGGUGAGAAUUGAAUCACACCUUGCACUGUAGCCUUUUUACCACAGCUAUGAAGUUGGCACUGGUGUUACUCGUGUUAAAUCACAUUUCAAUCUAUGUGCUUUGCCUGAAAUGUAUUUACAAAGCAUAGUUGGACUAUGUUAAAAAUAUUAUUUUAAAUAUUAUUAUAAACAUGGAACUUGAAUGAUGGAAUUAUAAAAUGAUCCCUUGUAUCAAUUAAUGUUAUGCUCAGUAUGCUAUUGGUAAAUAUUUUUGCAAUUGUGUGAAUAUAUGCAAUGAUCUCAACUGAAUGAUCUGACUGUGUGAUUUGUGGUGGGAGGCUGCACAUACACGCACACACGCAUCCACGUGCGCACACACACACACACACGCAUGCACGCUCUUAAUCCUCUAAGCCUGACCUCCGGCACUUCAUUGCUACCCUCAACCUUUAGCCUACUCUUAACCUAAUCCUUAAUUUAAUCUCAACC